AUGAUUGAGGCAAGGAAGAAAGAAAGUGAUGUGGUAGAGGAAACUGGAUUCGAGCCUGACCUUGGUGACUCGAAGGAUCAGAAGGUUGCAUUCAGGAAAAAGGACAACAAAGCUUUGUUCAUUCUUCAUCAGUGCGUGUAUGAUACGUAUUUUAAGAAGAUCCAAUAUGUUGUGACAGCAAGGGAGGCGUGGAACAUCCUGUUGAGGUGUCAUGCAAGAGGAGAGAAGAUAAAGAAAGUAAGGCUUCAAACCUUGAGGAGGCAGUAUGAGCUCCUACAAAUGGAAGAAUGUGAUCAGGUGGGAGAGUACUUCAAUAAGGUUGUUGCACUCACAAAUCAAAUGAAACGGUUUGGAGAAAAAUUCAGUGACCUGAUGAUCAUUGAGAAGAUUACGAGAUCUUUACCUUCCAAUUUCGACUACAUUGUAGUAGCUAUUGAAGAGUCAAGAGACCUUGAGAAGAUGAAGAUCGAGGAACUUCAAAGUUCCUUGGAGGCACAUGAAAUGCGAUUGCUGGACAGAAAUACAAUCAGGAGUGGUGAGCAGGCACUGAAGAGGCAUCAUUCCAAGAAGGAAAAGAAGAAAACAUUCAAGAAAUGGAAAGGGAAAUAUGGAAAAGGAAAGUGGAGAAAUAAUAAGAGUGAUGAUGACCAAGAUGAAACUACAGUAGAAGAAAAGAAUGGUAAAUCUAAUAAAACUUUCAGCAAGAAAGACAAAAGAAAUGUUGAAUGUUUUAAUUGCCAUAUAAGUACGAGCACUACUACUACGAGUGUUAUUCUGAUAAAGGGAAGCAGAAUAAGGUGCAGAAAAAGGAGGCUCACAUGGUUUAAGAGGAAUCUGAUUCAGAACCACUCACACUGA
Molecule: messenger RNA, 858 nt
Organism: Vigna radiata var. radiata (mung bean)
Lineage: Eukaryota; Viridiplantae; Streptophyta; Magnoliopsida; Fabales; Fabaceae
Exons: 2
Coding region: 1-858 (285 amino acids)
Source: RefSeq, a predicted model, not a curated record